AUGCUACAAGGCUCAAAUAUCUUGGGGCAUGAGAGGCCUGUGGUCAUCAGGUUAUCAUAUACAACCUUUGUUCUGGGUACUGUGUGCCUACCACUGCUUGGACUGAUAACUUGUGUCUUCAUAUCUUCUGUUUUUCAUUUUGAUGACUCUACUGGUACACAUUGUCAGGUUCCUAAUUACCUGCCAUCCAUAAGUGCCUCAAUAAGUUUAAGUCCUGAGUGCCACAUAUGGCGGUUCUGUAUUGGACUGCACUCAGCACCAAGGUUCCUAGUUGCAGUGACCUAUUUUAAAUUUUACAAGACACGUUUUGCCUCAAGGUUGCUGGAGAGUUCACUCAGCUGCUUGAACCUGGCCUUUUCUAUAUCUGAAAACCUAGGCCUCUUGCUCCUCACAUACGUGUCAUCCAAUGAAACAUACUUUGUCCAUAAGGAGGGCUUUGUCCUGUUCAUUGUCAGCUCCCUUAUCUACAUGCUAAUAACUUGUCGUUUAUGGAAAGCAAUUAAGAAGUAUUCAUUAAGUCCUGAGGAUGCCAAGUCUCAUCAUUGGAAAGUGCGUUUCUUACUUCUCAACAUCUCCUUCUGUGCUUUUGCUGGAUUCUUUUACUGGAAACACAAUAUGUACUGUCAAUCAGGGAGUUAUACAUUGUUUGCCCUGUUUGAGUAUCUCGUGGUCUUCUCCAAUAUGGCCUUCCAUCUCACAGCAGUGUGGGACUUUAAGAGCCGGGAAGUCAUGGUGAUUUCUUGCUCUGACGACAAAGACUUCUGACUUGAAACUCAACCA
Messenger RNA from Scomber scombrus (Atlantic mackerel), 780 nucleotides. Its product is annotated as post-GPI attachment to proteins factor 2-like. The record is from RefSeq and is a predicted model, not a curated record. The coding region runs from base 1 to 765 and encodes 254 amino acids. Lineage: Eukaryota; Metazoa; Chordata; Actinopteri; Scombriformes; Scombridae. The transcript is spliced from 5 exons. Gene Ontology annotation, cellular component: Golgi membrane; endoplasmic reticulum membrane. Gene Ontology annotation, biological process: GPI anchor biosynthetic process.